AUGGGGCUUUACACUUUGGAAAAGUCAUUAAACUAUUACUUAACGCCCACCGCGGGUGACAAGGAUUACCUUGAAAGCGUGUGCGGAAUUGAAGUUACCGCCGCGUAUGACAAUGCGGACGGCGCCGCGCUGGUAAAGCCAGCGCCAGGGCAGUUUUACUAUGAGGUGUUCUCCUCGUGGUAUGGGGUGGUGGCGGAUCGAGAAGAACUCCAGGCCUCCGGUCUUUUCACCCCCCAGAUAGCUGCUCGGGUUGCCGAGGUCGAGGGUAUUGAAGAAUUAAAUACCGGCCACCAGCCCGCAGCUCGACCGGCCGCUCAACCGGUCGUACAGCCCCCACAACCCCCCGUCGACGCCCUCAAAAAACAUGAGGCAAUAUGGGGGAUGGAGAAGCAAUUCAACACCGCCAACACGUGUUUCUUUAAAAAACGUAAGGACCAACAUAAAAAUGCUCGCGAAAGCGGCAUUAAUUAUUUAGAGGCGGCUACGGAGUUCCUCUGGAGGUGGAAGAAGGAGGGCUAA
Molecule: messenger RNA, 519 nt
Organism: Daldinia decipiens
Lineage: Eukaryota; Fungi; Ascomycota; Sordariomycetes; Xylariales; Hypoxylaceae
Exons: 4
Coding region: 1-519 (172 amino acids)
Source: RefSeq, a predicted model, not a curated record